Fusarium falciforme is the source of this 651-nucleotide messenger RNA. RefSeq lists its product as hypothetical. The coding region runs from base 1 to 651 and encodes 216 amino acids. NCBI's taxonomy places the organism in Eukaryota, Fungi, Ascomycota, Sordariomycetes, Hypocreales, Nectriaceae. The record is from RefSeq and is a predicted model, not a curated record. The transcript has a single exon.
AUGUCUCAUACUGCUAAUGCUUCGAGUAGGCUCACUCAGUCUUCGAGAGAGGGCCCCCAACCGUCCAGUCCAGAGCCUUCUCAGACCGCCGCAACUCCUGAUUUUGGUCAACUCAUCCGACUCCUCAAAGACAAGCUGGCCCAAAGCAGUGAUGCCGGCAUUUCCCUUUCGAUGGACGACACGCAUGAGCUGGUACGCGCUCUGCGGUUCUCGAAGGAUGCCAACAAUCGUCUUCAAGUAGUCGAGCAGGAGCUUGCCGAGGCGAAGCAGAGAGCUGGAGACUCUCCGUUCUUGGGGAAGUUCGGAGAUUAUUCUGGUCACGUUUGGAACGACUUACGCUCGACUGGUAAUGUUCGAGAGCUGCCCCAGCAGGUCACAGAUGCCGCGACGCUCAUCGAGGACCGUUUUGGCGACAAGGGGAAAAUCUCCCGCAAGCGUGCCGAAACGUUGCGCCCUCCCUUGACAGAACGGGCUGCUCGAUGUGCUGCCUUCGCUUACUCUGCCCGGUGCCAGCAUAGAGACGCACAAGACUUUGUAUAUAGACUGAAUCUCGAAUGUGUAGGAGAUCAUGCUUGGAGAGUGGUGCUACGCAUUGGUUGCAUUUACGAGAGGGAACUAUUCAUUAAUGUGAUUAGACUAAGUCGAAGUUAG